Molecule: messenger RNA, 1943 nt
Organism: Desarmillaria tabescens
Lineage: Eukaryota; Fungi; Basidiomycota; Agaricomycetes; Agaricales; Physalacriaceae
Product: major facilitator superfamily domain-containing protein
Exons: 8
Coding region: 326-1690 (454 amino acids)
Biological process (GO): transmembrane transport
Cellular component (GO): membrane
Molecular function (GO): transmembrane transporter activity
Source: RefSeq, a predicted model, not a curated record
CGAAUUAUUUCUACCUGGCUUCGAUCACGACAUCUCGCCUCGUGCUCGCAUAUCCGGAUUUCGGCAGAAUCCUAACACUCUCGCGUAUAUAUAGAUGCCUGAAAAUAGGUCGAUCGUAUUUUAGCUAUCCUGUCAUUUGGCGAUAGCACACUCCGGGGCCAAAAAGAAGGGGGUCGAGCGAUGGUAAUCCCGCAAAGAGAUGCCACCAAUACUCACAGGUGAUAUUGGUCUGUCUGUUACCCCGCAAGGGGGUAACUGCGAGGAAGCCUGUCUUGCGUAACUUGAGUAGCUUAAAAGGCAGGCGGCUCAAGCAAGUGAAUUAUCCAUGAAGGAAGAAGAUACGGUCCAGACGUUCGAGGACGCGCCCGUUGUCCGGGAUGCAAGACUCGAACGAGUGUUGGUGUGCAAACUCGACAUGUGGAUGCUCCCAGCGGUGUUCCUGAUCACCAUUAUGGACUACAUCGACAGGCUCGCGAUCACGACUGCACGACUCAAGGGGCUCAAAGACGACCUAGGACUCACAGACCUAGAAUACUCAAUAAUCCUGUCUGUCCUCUACGCAACCCACUUCCCAGCUCAGAUCCCCUCCAACAUGGCACUAAACUAUAUCACACGGCCCUCACUCUACAUCGGCGGAUGCGUCGUCCUCUGGGGCCUUAUCAACGCCCUCACGGGCAUGACGCACUCCUUCCGAGGGAUCCUCGCAUGUCGACUGUUCCUCGGUAUACCAGAGGCGGCGUUCUACCCAGGGAUGAUGUACAUGCUUUCGAGGUGGUACACGAAGAAGGAAUUGGCGUUUCGGUCGGCGAUUUUAUAUUCGGGACUGCUCAUCUCGAAUGCGUUUGGUUCGAUGUCGCCCCGAGAACAGCAAUUGGCCCAAGCUUGGAUCGCAGAAGACGCCGGCGAAGCGGAUAAAGAUAAUAAAGAGGACAGCCCCCUGCACGGACUGAAGCUCGCGCUCAAGGACCCGUUGGUAUACAUGUUUGCAAUCAUGAACAUCACACAGCUGCUUGGACUGAGCUUUUCCAACUUUUUCCCGACGUUGACGGAAACACUGGGGUUCUCGACCACGGUGUCGUUGCUACUCUGUGUACCUCCGUGGGUGUUUUCUGCAAUUGUAUGUUGUUUAAAUGCAUGGCAUGCGGAUAGGACUGGAGAACGGUUCUUGCACAUUUCUGGGUGGUGGUGGGUGGUGGUCGUAGGCUUCAUCAUCGGGCUGUCGACAAUGCACACUGGAGCACGGUACGUGUCGCUGUUCCUGAUGGCGUGUGGCUAUACAGGGUCCGCGUUGACGCUGGUUUGGGUAUCAAACGUCAUCGUCCGUCCACCGGCGAAAAGGGCUGUUGCCAUGGGUAUAGUAAAUGGACUCGGAAGCUUGGGUCUCUUGUGCGCAAUCUCUUUUCUCCCGCCCCCUCCUAUCAAACUUGGUUGUAGGAUAGGAUCAUACAUAUGGAAGGCAGCCUGGGGACCCGAAUACCAUCAUUCCAUGGCCAUUUCACUUGCUGCACUUGCACUCAGCACCCUACUCUCCAUAGGCAUCAGACAGAGCCUCGUACAGAAGAACAAGAGGCUUGACAAGGAAGACACUGUAAAUAUUGAUGUGAAUCGGGUGGAAGAAGCAGCUCGACUGGAGGGGAUAACGUUCGAGCAGGCGAUGGAGAAACGAAAAGGGUUCCGUUAUUUGUAUUAGUAGCCUCGUCAUGGAUCAUCAAGCAGAGGAACAAGUCGAUGUUGAGCCUGUACCGGAGCUGCAGCAGGAAAUCACUGUACCUGCCAGAUAUACUCGGCACGAGGGAGAGAAUUGAGGCACUAAGCCGCUUUAUCGAGAAAUCAGGAGCAUUCACGAGGACAGGAGAGACACGAGUGCCAAGGGUAGCCCCAGAAUUUCAAGAGGAAGAGAGAGAAUGGUGGGAGGACGAAGAAGAGGACUCGGAGGACGAGCA